AUGAAGAAAAGUGGAGAUCUCAAACUUGCACAUGAAGAUCCAAUAUCACAACUCCAAGCUGUGGAAGUUGACAGGAUCAGUGCACUACCGGAUGAGAUUCUCUGUCACAUACUCUCUUCCCUUAUCCCGUUAUAUUCUGUCCGGACCACCGUUUUGUCUAAGAGAUGGAACAACUUGUGGACUGGUUGUAUUACCAACCUUGAUUUCAACAUGUAUGAUUUCCGUUCAUCAUGGAGUAACUAUCGCAUUUUCGUCAGGUUCGUUGAUCGGGUGUUGGCCUUACGCGACUCCUCAAAAGACAUCACAAGAUUUCGGGUUGCCUGGGCGUGUUGUGAAGAUUUCUCUAUUAUUGAUCGAUGGAUACAGGUCGCCGUCGAGGCUAAUGUUGUUGAGCUUGAUGUUGAAUUUUGUGUGGAAUGUUGUGAUGGACCUAGCUAUGUGUAUCCUUUCGAAAUGCCUCGAUGUGUUUAUACCUGCAAAUCACUGGUGUCUUUGAAGGUGAAGUCAGAUUAUCUUACAUAUUAUUCUCUUCCUAAGACAGGUUGUUGUUUCCCAAAUCUCAAGUUCCUUCAUUAUAUUUCUGGUUAUGAUUCCGACCGUGCCUCCGGGGAAAAUCUUUUCCGCAGCUGCCCUGUACUCGAAGAGUUGACUAUAGAAGCACAUCAUAAGAAACGUGUUUUAAAUUUUAAUAUCUCUGCACCUGAAUUGAGGACACUAACCAGCAUCAUUACACAAGAAGGUUAUGAAGAACAUGAAUGUGAUUCAGAUUCUGAAGAAGAGGCCGCUGGAGAAGAAGAGUCGAGGAAAGAACCAUGCAAUUUCUUUAUCAAUGCCCCAAAACUUGAAAACCUUUGUGUUAAGGGAGAGGUUCUGUCAAAGUAUAUUUGGGAGAACUCAAACUCCUUAGUUCAAGCCAAAGUUCAACUGCAAGAGUUCCAUGAAACUUCGGCUGACCUUGUUGCUGAGUUAUUCGACAGAAUUUCUAGCGUCAGAUAUAUGACCAUUUCUGCUCCUAAUUUUGAACCUGAACCUUGUUUGCCCCAAGCUUUUAGUAAAUUGAUCAAGCUAGAGCUGGUUUUUUAUGAACGGCCCUGCUGGAAAUGGCUAGAUGAGGUUCUUAACAUAUCGCCUAAUCUAGAAUCUCUUGUCUUGGACUUUGCAGAGAUAGGAGGAGAUUCCUUCCAACCACCAGAGUUUGUGCCUACUUACAGGAAAUGGGAGGUGUUUAACACAUCGCCUAGUCUAGAAUCUGUUGUCAUAGACUUUGCAAAGAUAGGACAUUCCUUCCAACCACCGGAGUUUGUGCCCUCUUGUUUGUCUUCACAGCUCAAGACUAUCUCCAUAAAGGGAUUCAAAGGAACACCGAAUGAGAUUAACGUGGCAAAGUAUUUGUUAAGCUAUGGUGAAGUUCUACAAAGGUGA
Molecule: messenger RNA, 1422 nt
Organism: Fragaria vesca subsp. vesca
Lineage: Eukaryota; Viridiplantae; Streptophyta; Magnoliopsida; Rosales; Rosaceae
Product: putative F-box/FBD/LRR-repeat protein At5g22670-like
Exons: 1
Coding region: 1-1422 (473 amino acids)
Molecular function (GO): protein binding
Source: RefSeq, a predicted model, not a curated record